GCUAGUGGUGGUGCCGUUUUGCCCAACAAUUCCAUUUCCUUUAAACAAUUCAAACUGUGAUUUAAAAAAAAUUUGAAAAAAUAAAAAAUCAAUAAAAAAAUAAUAAAAAUUAGAUAUUUUUCUAAUAUGAAAAAUAAAUGUUGUUCUUAUGCAUAUUUAUGUUGCCUGAAUUUAAAAUAAACAGCAAUUUAAAUUGUUGAGCAAAAAAAAAAAUAAAUAAUAAAUAACCGGGAAUUUUAUUAUUUGAAAAUUUUAUACUAUUUCCUGGCUGCAUAUUUAUUAAAAAAUACCAAAGGAAGUUGGUGUGAUAAGCUUUUUUCUCAAUAAGUAAAACCACUCGCGUGCUCCUACAAUCGUCACUGCGAGCUUGAGUCGGGAUGCAUAAAUCUUGUGCUAAAGAAUAUCCGGACGAUUUGAAUCCGUUCGGCGAUGCCGAGCAAGAUGGGGUGGAAACAAGAUUUGCAGGGCUCAACCCAUUUGAAUGUGCAGAAGAGAGGAAACCCGCCGAGUACCGCGCUCGUUCCGUCUAUGUCGUGCACAGCCCAACGCCGUCCCCGCGCCGGAUAUCAACCCAGUUGAGUCCAACUCCUGCUCCUCGGAGAGCCUCAGACCGAGUUUCAAUUUGCUCUAGUUAUUUGUCUCGGGACUCUGAACCUCGUCCCGAUUUUUCUUCAACCACAAUCGACUCUAAAAAAUGUUUGUCAUCAAUGCGCAGUCCUAGACCGUCUAAGAAAAAACGACGUGCACCGAGUCCGCCCAAAUUUUCUCCCCGAAUCAACCCUGCUAAAGACUUUAUCAAAGAGGAAACGACUGAUGUUGAAAUUAGAAAGGAAAACUGCGCAUGAGGAAAACGGUUUUGAUACUCAAAAUAAGCGUUAAAAAUUACUUUUUGAGUGAAUCCAACUAUUAUUUUUUAUCUUUUUGAAGAAAUUGACCCUGGAAAAGAUGAUCAUGGAAAUUGAUGGAAAUGAAGAGAUCGAGCUUUUCCUCGUUGCGAAAAUUGUUUUUAUUUAAAAACAAAACGGCUUUACCAGUUUUGGUCACGAUCUGCAACCCUACUUCGUGAGCAAGAAAAAUACUAAGAACAAAUCAGCAAAAUUGAAAAAGAAAAUAUCACUUUUUAAAAUAAAAAUCUCAAAACUACCAGAUUCAAGUUAAAAAAGUUUAUGAAUUUUUUGUUAACAUUGUAGUUUAUCAAUUUGCUUGAUUUUUUGUAUUUUUCUUGCUCAUAAAAUAGAGUUGCAGACCGCGACCGAAAACGGUAGAGCCGUUUUGUUUUUGAACAAAAUCAAUUUUCGCAACGAGGAAAAGCCCAAUCUCCUCAUUUCCAUUAUUUUUUUUACAAUAAAUGUAACUUUUUCACCUGAGAUUCGGGUGGUUUUUUAAGAUGAGUCGUAGUGUCUUCGGCUCGCAAAUAAAAUCCUUGAUACUGAGAAA
Messenger RNA from Neocloeon triangulifer, 1437 nucleotides. RefSeq lists its product as uncharacterized. The coding region runs from base 378 to 845 and encodes 155 amino acids. The record is from RefSeq and is a predicted model, not a curated record. The transcript is spliced from 3 exons. Lineage: Eukaryota; Metazoa; Arthropoda; Insecta; Ephemeroptera; Baetidae.